Drosophila hydei is the source of this 906-nucleotide messenger RNA. RefSeq lists its product as uncharacterized. NCBI's taxonomy places the organism in Eukaryota, Metazoa, Arthropoda, Insecta, Diptera, Drosophilidae. Gene Ontology annotation, molecular function: oxidoreductase activity. The record is from RefSeq and is a predicted model, not a curated record. Bases 96 to 869 code for a protein of 257 amino acids. The transcript has a single exon.
UUUCUGCGCUGCUGACAACGUCAAUGUCAAGUGGGCGAAUCAUUUGUGGUUGAACCAUUAUUAAGGCCAGUCCCACCACCUGCUGCAGCAUAAAUAUGCCAAAUUUCAAAGACAAGGUAAUCAUUGUGACAGGUGCCAGCUCUGGCAUAGGUGCGGCCACUGCAGUACAUCUGGCCAGCCUGGGCGGUCAGCUGGUCAUUGUGGGUCGCAAUGUGGAGAAACUAAAGGAAACGGCGGAUAAUAUUCUGUCGGCAGGUGGUGCGCCGGCGUUGCAGGUGCAAGCGGACAUGGACAAAGAGGUGGAUGUAGAGCAAAUAAUGGCAGCAACAUUGAAAAAAUACGGCAAACUGGAUGUGCUGGUCAACAAUGCCGGCAUAAUUGAAAUGGCCACCAUAGAGAACACAUCUAUGGCUCAGUACGAUCGCUUGAUGAACACCAAUGUACGUGCGGUCUACCAGCUGACCAUGUUGGCCACACCGGAGCUAAUCAAGACGAAGGGCAGCAUUGUGAAUGUGUCCAGCGUCUGUGGCUUGCGCGCCUUUCCCGGCGUGCUCGCCUACAAUGUGUCCAAGUCAGCCGUGGAUCAAUUCACACGCUGCGUUGCUCUGGAGCUGGCUGCUAAGGGCGUGCGGGUCAACUCUGUUAAUCCCGGUGUCGUUAUCACGGAACUCCAGAAACGUGGCGGCCUAGAUGAUGCAAGCUAUGAAAAGUUUCUGGAGCACUGCAAGGAAACGCAUGCACUGGGUCGCCCCGGCAAUGUGGAAGAAGUAGCCGCUGCUAUUGCAUUCCUUGCUAGCGACGAUGCCAGCUUUACAACGGGCGUCAAUUUGCCCGUCGAUGGAGGUCGUCAUGCUAUGUGCCCUCGUUAAGCACAACACACAAAUUAAGAUCAUAUGAAUUAAAUAA